UUCAACAACUGCUUUUUGCUCUCUUGUGAUCUAACCUAUCUUUCAGUGUUUUCUUUCUCUCACAAAGAAGAAAUGGCUGAAGCAAUCCUGUAUGGCAUUGCGCAGACGAUCAUUGAAAAUUUGGGCUCUAUGGCUUUCGCAGAGAUUGGAUCCGUGUGGGGUGUCAAAGAUGAGUUCGAAAAAUUGAAGGAUACUGUUUCCGCUGUUCAAGCUGUACUUCUGGAUGCUGAGGAGCAGCAGGGCAAAAGCCAUCGAGUCAAGCACUGGAUCAUGAAGCUUAGAGAUGCAGUCUAUGAUGCGGAUGACUUGCUGACCGAAUUCUACACUGAAGAUAUGCGUCAAAGGGUGAUGGGUGGUGAUCAAAUGGCAAAGAGGGUACGUACUUCUUUUACUACUUUCUUUUCGAGUUCAAACCAACUUGCUUUUCGUCAUGAUAUGGCUAAAAAAAUAACAUCGGUGAGGGAGAGAUUUGAUGCAAUAGCAAAUGAUAUGAAUAAGUUCCAGUUUAUAGUACAUCCUUUACAAACCGGGGUUUUGACUAGGGAGAGGGAGCAAACUUACUCUUUUGUAUGUGAAGAAGAAGUUAUUGGGAGAGAAGAGGAUAAGAAAGCCAUUAUGGAUCUAUUAUUCGACUAUGAUGUGCAAGAGAAUGUUUCGUUUAUAUCCAUAGUGGGGAUUGGAGGGCUGGGGAAGACUACACUUGCUCAAUAUGUAUACAAUGAUGAGAAAGUGAAUAAUUAUUUUGAGCUGCACAUGUGGGUGUGUGUCUCUGAUGUCUUUGACGUACAAAAAAUUGCUGAAAAGAUAAUUAAAUGUGCAAUUGGUUUGAAACUUGAAAACCUUGAAAUGGAGCAAGCACAAAAUGAACUUCGUAAAACACUCAACCAAAAAAAGUACUUACUUGUGUUGGAUGAUGUGUGGAAUGAGGAUGAAGAAAAGUGGUAUAAUUUGAAAAGACUUUUGAUGGGUGGCUCAAAGGGAAGUAAGGUGGUGAUAACUACACGGACUAAAUUGGUUGCAGAGAUUACUAGCACCAUCUCACCGUAUUAUCUACAAGGCCUCUCGAAAAACCAAUCUUGGUCUUUAUUUAAGCAAAUGGCAUUUAGAAAAAGGCAAGAGAUGAUUAAUCCUAAUCUUGAAGCAAUUGGAAUGGAUAUUGUACACAAAUGUUGUGGAGUGCCUCUUGCUAUUAAGGCAAUAGGGAGAAUACUAUACUUCAAAAAGACAGAGGAUGAAUGGUUAUAUAUCAAGAAUAAAGAACUUACAAAUGUAACUCAAGAAGAAAAUAAUAGUAGCAUUUUAUCAAUUCUAAAAUUGAGUUAUGAUCAUCUCCCAUCACAUUUAAAGUGUUGUUUCGCAUAUUGUUCAUUGUUUCCUAAAGAUCAUGAGAUUUCAAAGUUGACAUUGAUAAAUCUAUGGAUAGCACAAGGAUUUAUAUCAUCAUCAAAUGAAAAGCUACAUAUGGAGGAUGUUGCUAAUGAGUACUGUAUGGACCUACUUUGGAGGUCCUUCUUCCAAGAAGCUAGGGAAGAUAGUUUUGGGAAUACAAUUAGUUUUAAAAUGCAUGAUCUAAUCCAUGAUCUUGCUCAAUCAAUCUCAAGAGUUGAGUGCACAUAUAUUGAUUCAAAUAUAGAAAAUGUCAAUGAAAAUGUUUGCCACUUAUCAGUUGCAUCUGUUGGUGUGCUUGAGAAGGAUUUAAGCUAG
Messenger RNA from Quercus lobata, 1704 nucleotides. RefSeq names its product putative disease resistance protein RGA1. Lineage: Eukaryota; Viridiplantae; Streptophyta; Magnoliopsida; Fagales; Fagaceae. The transcript has a single exon. The coding region runs from base 73 to 1704 and encodes 543 amino acids. The record is from RefSeq and is a predicted model, not a curated record. Gene Ontology annotation, molecular function: ADP binding.